Eleginops maclovinus (Patagonian blennie) is the source of this 4513-nucleotide messenger RNA. RefSeq names its product SP110 nuclear antigen, tandem duplicate 1 (gene sp100.1). Gene Ontology annotation, biological process: regulation of transcription by RNA polymerase II. The transcript is spliced from 16 exons. NCBI's taxonomy places the organism in Eukaryota, Metazoa, Chordata, Actinopteri, Perciformes, Eleginopidae. The coding region runs from base 240 to 2090 and encodes 616 amino acids. The record is from RefSeq and is a predicted model, not a curated record. Gene Ontology annotation, molecular function: DNA-binding transcription factor activity, RNA polymerase II-specific; DNA binding; protein binding. Gene Ontology annotation, cellular component: nucleus.
UGUGGGCAGACAGAGGAAACAAGCUCCGCGAAUGAAUUGCUUCCAUUUUAAAUCUCUACUUGAUUUCAAACCUCCAACAAAAUAGUCCAUGGAGAAGUUUUCUCAUGCGCAUCUCUAAGUGUCAGUGUGCAAAUCACGUGCAUCGGAUCAGUUUACGCACAGGGAAUUCACUUUAACCAUAGUUUGGAUGUGGAGCAGUAUUGGUGUCUCUUUGCGUUUCGCGGCCGUGACUGUCUCUGAUGGACGUGCUGUUUUGGCUGGACGAUGAGGCUCUCCUGCAGUUUUUCCACCGACAUAAAACGGAAAUGUCCUGCAUGGAGGACCCGCACAUCUUUCUCAACCAGCUCCGGGACCACGACCUGGUGCUGGAGGACACGUACAAGGUGGUGAGCCACAUGAGGAGUAAAAAUAACAUACAGAAAGGUCUUUACAAGAUUCUGGACUAUUUGGAGAGGAAGCAACGACAGGACAUCAGAACGUUCUGGAGCUGCGUCUUCACGGAAACCAUGUUGAACAAGUACCCCAACCUGCGACUGCUGAGAAACCGCCUCAAGGACGGGCCAUUUGAAUUUGAAGUACAGGGGUCUGAGAAUUCAAAAACAGAGGAGGCAGAUAAAGGGAAAAGGAAGAAUGUUUCAGAAGAUGAAGAGGAAGAGGGAAAGCAAAAGAGCUCUGUUAAAAAGAAGAGAAAACUGAGAAAUAGGGACGAAGAGGAGGAUCAGCCCGGUCCAUCAUCUCGGGUGACUCCGAGGAAAAGUUCUAAGAAAUUACACUUCUCCUCUCCCCUGAAGAAGGGAGAGAAGAACGACAUUUGGACCUGGGCCCUUUAUAAGUCGCAGCUGCCGGUGACCUGUGGAGGCAAAGAGGGGAUUCUGAGCAGACGAAGACUGGCUAAUGGGGAGAAGUGCAUCGUUGUUGGGAGAGAGUGGUUUUCUCCCAGUGAAUUUGAGAAGUUUGCAGGCAGGGAAAGAUCCAGGAACUGGAAGUCCAGCAUUCGAUGUAGGGACACCACUCUGGGAAAACUUAUACAGGCGGGUCACCUGGAAGCAGCAAAGUACAAAGGAGGGUGUAAAAAGAAAUGCCUGUUCCCGUCUGAGGAUGAAAACACAGUGUCUGAGGAACAAGAAGAUGAUGAAGACGAGGACUCAGACGAAGAAAGUUCCAGAGAUAUUACAGCUGAAGAAGGAGAGACAGAGGAAGAGAUCGAGGAAGAGACAGAGGCCAGCACUGACAGUAGCAGGAAGGUUUUCAAAGUCACAUGUGGACCUUUAGUUGGGACCUUACACGAAAGACGAUUUGCAUCAGGGAUCUUAGGGAAGAGUAUUCGUACUGACACCGGAUGGAUGACCCCAAAAACGUUCAUGCUGGAGGCAUGUCCAACAUAUUUGUACUGGAAGAAAGAAAUCAAGUGUGAAGGGAAACCACUCUGUGAUCUCAUAAUGGCAAAGCUCUUACUGAUCCACGCAGUGCGAUGUGAUUGCAGACUGUGCAAACCAGGAAGUGAGGAUCUGGAUGAUGAGAAAAACGAUGAUGAGUGUUUCAUCUGUAAAACUAAGGAGGGAGAGGAAGGAGAGUUUAUGGAUUUGGUGGAGUGUGAUUUCUGCCCUCGAUCCUUCCAUAAGAAAUGCCACCUUCCUCAUAUAGAAGACAACAUUAUAGGCGAUAGAAACGAAUGGAUGUGUACGUUCUGUGUGUACAAGGCCAAUAAACGCCUUUUCAACCGAAGGAUGGAAAGACAAGCAGCCUUGUCUCGCCAAAUAUCACAACGACUGCUGCAUUGCCAAUACCUCCUUCUGUGUCUGCGCGGUGCUGAUGAGGAUCACAUAUUUGCAUACAACCCACGUGAUAGUCAGUUGGACCGCUUCUUGUCUUUGAUCAGCAAGCCGAUGUCCAAUGUGUCAGACAAACUCCAGAAGAAGCUCUACCAGACUGUGGGAGACUUUGUGACCGACGUCCAGCUCAUUUUCUCCAACUGUGCUUCAUACUACCAAGGCAAUGCUGGAUACCUUGCCAGUGGAAACAGACUGGAGGAGUUAUUUAACGAGGAAUUUAAUAGUGUGUUCAACAUCACUGAGCAAGCUGUUGGCUGAAAAACAGAGUUCCUUUUUUUAAUGGAUACUGGGAAAAGGUUAAAAACAUAUGUAAACAACGCUGUGGUGCAUAUCUUUUGGAUAUAUCCCUUGUAUGUGGAUAAAAAACAAGGAGGAGAAAAUGGACCCUUACUUGAUUUAAGUCAGGGAAAACGUAUCACAUUCCCCUAGCGUGCUUUUUAAAUAAUAUUGAAUUUCAAAGUGUAAACUUACGGAUUUACUGGCGAUGGACAGAAGGUCAUGUCACUUGAGUCAGCGUUGCCUUCUUUGUAUAUACAAAUCCCAUACCUCUGCUUGUGUUAUGCUAGUAGCAGCUAAUUGUGUAGCCUCGAGCAGCUACUAGCAUAAUCUCCGACCUUAUGUUGUGUUCCAGUCAAAGUCGAAGGUAAGAAACUUUUCCGGUUAAAGUUUGUAAGUUCCUACGUUUUUUCAGCUGCAGUAUGCAUUUACUGUUUUAACCAAAUAACUUGUAUACAGUCCAGAUGACUUUCAAAGAUUGUUCACAUUAACCAGCUACCUUGUUUCAUUGGUGACCUACUCUGACAUUCAUUUACUAUGAGAUAGUACGAUUUUUUAUCAUUGACUACAGGUAAAUGUAUUAUAUUAUUAGCUUUUAGGACAAUCAUUUUUGAGCUUUUUAAAUAUUACCCUCUGUAAUAAAGUCACCAGGUUGUUCAGUUCAAGGAAGACACAUGUGUGAAGGUGUGUAUCUUCCCGUAUUUAGCCUCUCGCGAACGCUUUAAUUGGUCUGCCUAUAGCCGCAACAUAGCCGAAACACAUAGACCCCAAAUCUGGCUCCUACACUCAUGAAGAGGUAAAGUGUUGUACAUCACUAUCUUUUCUUGUGUUUUGAAUAUGCAUGAUUUUAUAGAGCGCCACAGGGAUGACGCAUUUUUUGUAGGCCAACCCGGAAGUAAGCUGCGCAUGGGUUCCCUCGACAAAAAAGCAAUGCAAUUUCUCCAGAGGAUUUUUGAAUAUUGUAAAAAAAAAUAAGAUCUGUGGGAAACGAACCUGUUUGAUAAAUGCACGUUUUGUUCAGACGGAUAAUCUCCACAUGUUUACCCGAAUUUUAUAAUUUUCGAAUCAUAAAUCUAAUCGCCAGAAGCAAAAUGCUAACGUUAUGCUAUAAACGAACUACAGAGGAGUGCAGCAGGGUCGCAGGACUUCAACGUCACGCGAACUUAAGAUCGUUUCAACUGACUUUCGGGCGCCUGCAUAUUUUUAACAAAGCUUUUCCUUUUAGCCACACUGAGUUUAACUAUACGUGUUUCAAGCAGAACAGCGGCAAACAAACUGAGCAGGAGUGUUUAGGUGUUCGGCGUAAUGACGUACAACGUGCUCGACAACUUCUGUAGUCCUAUUCAGCUACUUGUUAACAACCAUCGUUUUUCACUGCUGAUGUAUUUAAUGUCGUAGAACAAAACGUGACAUGUCUCUUUAAAAUUGCGUCAACCACAGACCUUAUUUCGAGCUAUUUUCAAAAUCCUAUGGAGAAAUCCCAUUGACUCUGAGAAUAGAGAUGGGUCGUUCGUGAACGAAUCAGUUCGAACAAACGACUCUUUGAAACGAACGAACUGACCUGAUUCGUCGAUUCACCUUCCUCUCGUUCGUUCGUUCGUUCGUUCGUUCGUUCUCCAACGGACUAGUCGCUGUGCCAAUCGUAUGCUGUUGUCUGUUGAGUCUAGGACGCCCUCGUUGAAUUUUAGCCAACGAAAGACAGGAAUGCUUCUCGUUUAUUCCUCUCUAGUCGCUCAUCAGUCAUCAAUCAGUCGUUUCAUCAAUAUAAUCUUUCUGCCAAGCUUUUAAAUGUUUGUCGGCAUAUUGAGUCGUUAUUUCUUUAGUAGCUCUUGCUGAGAGAGAAUUUUAAAAAAGUAAGACAAUAAAUCCGCGGAUCAGUCUAGUCUACUCUGCUAGUAUUUAUUUACCUUCAAUAAAUGUCAAGGUGAAUAUACACAUUAGCCACUGUUGUGUUGUCUAAAAGUACACAUAAUCAUGAAGUUGCAGCUAUGUAUUUGCCUUGAACUACGGUGUUGUGUUGACUGUUUCCACGAUCGUUUGCGAACGAGGAGCUGAGAACCGUGCAUUCCAUGAUUCCCCGCUGAAUGACGUUGUACCGGAAACGCGACUGAACGAACGAACGAUUCUGAACGAUUCUUCUUGGCGAACUGAAUCCCGGAAAAGAAUCAUGAAAUCCAUCUCUAUCUGAGACGAGGGAACCGGAAGUUUUAAAUGCUAACUCACUUCCGGGUUUUAGGACUCGUUCCGGCGGCACUCUACUGUAACAAAGUUUAACUCAAAACAUUUUUUAAAAGAAUAAUCAUGUUGGGAUAAGAUGGUUUGAAAAUGAAUGAAUUAUUAAUGUAUGUUUUGUAAAAUAUUUCAACUUUGUAUUAAUUUGCAAAUAAAGUAUUUAUUCGUGUAAA